GUCGAGGAUGUACCGAGCGUGAUCAUAGUUUAUCAGCUACACUGAAUGUAGAACAUUGUAUCUCUUAUAUCCACGUCAGCAGUGUCACUCUUCUGUAUGUGUCUUGUUCGAUUAGCACAAUGAAAGUUCCUACAGAAUUGGUUGCCAUCUGGUCAAUCUGCAUAUUCGAGCAAAAUGUUGAAGCGCUGACCUGCCUGAAGUGCGACUACGUGGUGCAGCCACGACACUGUAAAACGGUUGUCUCAUGUCCGGACGAUGAUUCGUGCUUUGUUGAGAGACAGACGAAUGCCUUUGGUGAAAUAGGCUUCAAACUUGGAUGUCUCGCAAAACGCUCGUGCAGAAAUUCAACCUCCAGUUCGAGUCAUUGUACCCAAUGUUGUGACAAGGAUAUGUGUAACCAAGCCGGAUGCGGCGAAGAAGGAUAUCCUUCUCAACGUGGACCCGUGUGCUAUAGUUGUGAUAAUCCGUUACCUGAAGGUCGUUGCCAUAGUAUUGACGUUUGUCAAAAAGGGGAGCACUGCGUGUCUCACCCUGGAGGCGUCCUAAUUGGUAGACGCAGUCAAAUUACAUCCACACUUACUGGGUCACAUGGUCUGCAUGGUUGUUUCCACUGUUGCGAUGGUGAACUGUGUAACAAGAAUUGCCAAACUAGAGUGGAAGACUGCUCCGAGCUACUACGCAGUGGUGUUGCUCGUCUCAGUGGCGGGUACAACAUCACCACUCCUAUCACUCGUAUCAAGAUUCAGGUGUAUUGUGACAUGGAGACGGAUGGAGGAGGAUGGACGCUUUUCUGCUGCCGGCGCCGACUUCGACCUCCCUUUAGCAUAACCUGGAGAACAGUCUUGCACAGAGAGUCGUGCCUGGUGACGUGUCCAAACCGAGCCAUUGUUCGUCAUUUCACGGUCUUUCAAAAGCGGUUCGAUGGCAGUGAGGAUUUCUAUCGGAACUUCAGUGACUAUGAAAACGGCUUUGGAUCAGUUCACGCUGAACACUGGCUCGGUCUUAAAUACAUUCACGAAAUAACCUCAAGUGGUUCUUAUCAACUCCGAGUGGACAUUGUACGUUCGAAUGGAAGCAAUGGCUACGAUAUGUAUGGCAACUUCAGUCUGCAACCUGGCACUAAGUACACGUUGAAUCUUGGGUCGCGAUUACGGUCAGACGGGGUACUCAUCGAAAACUCAUUUGGCAGUAGUUUAGACACUAUUGGUUCUCCAGCCGGAAAUGCCUUCAGUACGUAUGAUCAUGACGUAGACCCUGCAGGGAUAAAUUGUGCAGCAACGCAUAAAGGGGGCUGGUGGUACAGUGCCUGCUACAGAUACACCAAUCUGAAGGUUGGAGACUACAUAAGACUUUGACAGUUGCGGGAAACCAUCAUCAACUGGAGAGAUGCCGGUAAAAAGAUGGCCAUAAAACAGUGACCGCUGAUUCGCAUUGAGUUCUUUCUUACAUAUUGGAUGACCUAUGUUUUUUAUUGUUUAAAUCAUUGCGGCUUGGAAUGCUCUUUAAGAAAAGGUAUGGUUAUGGGGGUGUCUACGCGCAAAAGUUUGACUUUAUUUUUUGUUAAAGUUAUUGCUUUUACAUUGAAUUUGUGCAGGAAAUCUUUUGG
Messenger RNA from Dreissena polymorpha, 1606 nucleotides. RefSeq lists its product as uncharacterized. Bases 120 to 1355 code for a protein of 411 amino acids. NCBI's taxonomy places the organism in Eukaryota, Metazoa, Mollusca, Bivalvia, Myida, Dreissenidae. The record is from RefSeq and is a predicted model, not a curated record. The transcript has 13 exons.